AUGCGGCCGUUUUCAGCCACAUCUCGCGCUAUGAGUGCGUACCUUGGCGCGUGUGCGCUGAUCGCUACGUUUGCCAGUAAGGUCGUCGCAGUACCUGCACCUGCAGUCGGAGUUGCGCCCGCAAAUGGCCAGCCUGUCACAGGCGGCUGCCCCAGCGGCGAGCAGUCGUACGUCUUCAACAACGUCGUCUACAGCAUCUGCCCGAACACCGACUUCAACGUCGACAACAUCCUCGACACCAAGGCUGCCUCUCCUCAGGCAUGCGCCGAAACUUGCAACAAGACCCCGAACUGCAAGUACGUCGUGUACGAGCCCAACGGCGGCUGCCACGUGAAAGCUUCGUCGGCGAAUCCCAACUGGAAGGUCAGCAACUAUUACUCGACCAUCACGGCCGUAUAUCAGGUGCAGCAAGGUCAGCAGAUCACCGGAAGCUGCCCCUUCAACCAGACCACCCUUCUCGGCAAGAACAAUGCCGUUUGGGGCAUCUGCCCUCAGUCCGACUAUAACGUUGACAAUGCCAACACCAUCAAGGCCGCAAGCCAAGCCGCCUGUGCCGAUGCAUGCACAAGUACGCAGGGUUGCAAGUACACCGUUUGGGAGCCCACUGGAUAUUGUCAUCUCAAGGUUCAGACCAACAACCCGAACUGGAAGGCCGACAACUACUACACAACCAUGGCCUCGCUCUACACCCUGAACAACGGCCAGCAGCUUACCAACGGCUGUUUGGGUGGUCAGAAGCAGGUGACAACGUCGAAUGGCGCCACCUUCACCGUGUGCCCCUGGGCCGACUUCAAUGUGGACAAUGUAGCCAACAAGCAAGUCUACGAUGACAAGAGCUGCGCCGAAUACUGCUCUCAGACGCAAGGAUGCAAGUACGCUGUGUACGAACCGCCUACCGGCGCGUGCUUCCUCAAAGGCUCCCCGGCCUCUCCGAACAUGAAACAGAGCAACUACUACACUGCUGUCUACGCCAGCAGCGCUUCCACCGGGGGCUCCUCUGGAUCCGGUGGCUCGGGAGGCAAUCCCAACUACCAGCCAACCAACGGCGCUGCGAUUACUGGCAACUGCCCUAACGCUGGCUCCACCUACACUUCGAAGAACAACGUGGCGUUCAACGUAUGCCCGCAGUCUGACUACCACGUCAACAAUUUGCAGUGGGUGGCUCAGCCAGACAGGAACUCGUGCAUCGAGUGGUGUAGUCAGACCGCUGGCUGCUUUUACGGUGUAUGGGACCCUGCUGCCAAGAUGUGCAACUCGAAAGGCGCUCCUUACCAGCCUACCUGGCAGCAGAAUGGCGCAUACGACUCUUUCGUCAUGACCGAUGCUUCCUACUCUGCUCCGAACACUGUAGCCAAGAAUGGCCUGUGGAGCAAGGUCAUCUCGCUCGACCUCAUCCCUGUAGCGGCGUACAUGAUCCCAGCUUACCCCGUGGUCAGCAAGUUCUUCGCUUUCGCCUCCUGGAGCGGAUACACCUUUGGCGGUGCCGCACAGCACCAGACCGCGUACAUGAGCUGGGACCUCAAUGCCAACACGCAGACCGAGUUCGUCGUUGCCAACACCCAGCACGACCAAUUCUGCCCAGGUCUCAACGCCCUGGCUGACGGUCGCCUGAACAUCAAUGGAGGAAACACCGACCAGGCUACCACCAUGUACGAUCCUUUUGCCAACACCUUCACCCGUUCUGGUAACAUGACCAGGGGACGUGGCUACCAGAGCUCGGUCACGCUCUCCGAUGGAAGGGGUUUCACGAUCGGUGGCUCGUUCACUGGAGGUAUCGGAGGCACGGAAGUCCCCCUCAAAGAUGGCGAGGUCUACGAUCCUGCUUCCAACACCUGGUCUGCGCUUACCGGUGCCAAAGUCAGCAACAUGCUCACAACCUACGACAAUGGAGGUCCCUGGCGUACCGAUAAUCACGCUUGGCUGUAUUCCUGGACGGGCGGCUCUGUGCUGCAAGCCGGACCGAGCAAGCAGAUGAACUGGUACAGCACCUCGGGGCAAGGCGGCGUGCGAGGCGCCGGUACGCGCAACGCUAACAAUGACCAGAUGUGCGGUGUGACUGUCAUGUAUGACAACGGUGUCAUCUUCUCCGCCGGUGGCUCGCAGAGCUACAGUGACAGCGAUGGGCUCACAGCUACGCACAAGAUCACGAUCAAGGGCGUCAACACCGCGCCUGCCGUCCAGACGCUGCCCAACAUGAACUACGGAAGGAUGUACGCCAAUGCGGUGGUUCUUCCGAACGGCAAGGUGUUCAUCGUUGGCGGUCAGACGUAUGGUAAGGGCUUCCAAGACACGGACAGCGUCAUGCAGGCAGAAAUCUGGGAUCCUGCCACCAACGCCUACACUCUGGUUGCGCCGAUUGCGGUGCCGCGCAACUAUCACUCGACGUUGCUGCUAAUGCCCGACGGACGCGUGAUGAGCGGCGGCGGUGGCCUGUGCUACGUGGGUGGCAACUGCCAAGGCGGCAAUCAUCCCGACAUGCAGUUCUACAGUCCUUCGUACCUGUUUGACGCCAGCGGCAAUGCUGCUGCUCGCCCUCAGAUCACCAAGCUCGCGUCGAGCCAGCAGAACGGUAACCAGAUCCGUGUCAACCCGGGCGGCACGCUCACCGUGACGCUCAACAGCGCUUCCGGUCUCAGCCACGUGCUGAUUCGAAUGGGAUCGUCCACGCACUCGGUCAACACUGAUCAACGCCGCAUCCCUCUGACCGUGAAAUCGACUUCGGGCAACACUGUCACGCUCCGCCUACCCAACGACAAUGGCGUUGUCACACCUGGAUUCUGGUACUACUUUGCCGUUGCUUCGAGCGGUGCCCACAGCAUUGGCCAAACGGUCAAUGUCCUCAAGGUCUAG
Molecule: messenger RNA, 2850 nt
Organism: Moesziomyces antarcticus
Lineage: Eukaryota; Fungi; Basidiomycota; Ustilaginomycetes; Ustilaginales; Ustilaginaceae
Product: galactose oxidase precursor
Exons: 1
Coding region: 1-2850 (949 amino acids)
Molecular function (GO): protein binding
Source: RefSeq, a predicted model, not a curated record